AUGAUCACUCACAUCGUACCACUUGUUUUGAAAGAAGAGCGGGAGAAUCUUCGGGCUGCUCUCGAUUUGCCCUUCGCCCCCGAUCUGUCACAGUGGAAAACCCUGUCUUUGGUCCGGGUCAAACCCACCUGGGUUCAAGCUGAUUUAUAUCCUUCACUACGGGAUCAUCCUGAGCUGGCGUCCUCCUUACUGCUACUCAAGUCACCCGAAUGGGACAGAACUCUGGCCAUUUAUCCUCUAGGUACUCUGGGAGUCAAUUGCAAUCUCAUCGUGGAUCAUGGAAGGCCUACUGCUAACGUUCGAAGGAUCACUUCCCAAGGUGAACACAAGGCAUACGUAGUCUGUGUGCUAGCUGAUGGUCGAUGGGAGGAGAGAAGGGUCGUGAAAGUUGCGGUAGAAGAAGCAAGAAGACUGGUUGGAGGGCAAGACAAAACAGCUCAUACCAGAGACUUGUGGGAUGAACUGGGUGUAUGCACAUGGGAGAGUUUCGGUGGCAGCAGUAGAACACCGGAUCGACCUACGAAACAGAUGUUGCUCGACCUCGUCCCGACUCACCCGGUCAAGACCUUUCUCAUAGACGACGGCUGGCAAGAUACACGCAAGAUCGUCCUGCCUUCCGGUUCGGUCAAGUCCACCUUGUAUUCCUUUGGCCCUUGGGAAGGUAUGGGUGCCCCGAUGGUAGAUGUCAUAUCUUCGCUCAGAGCCAAAGGUAUAAGAGAAGUUGGUGUUUGGAUUACUCUCCAAGGGUAUUGGUAUGGCAUUGAUCGCGAUAGCCCACUGAGAUUGAAAUACGACUGCCGGCCUUUUCGAACUUACGACAAGUCUCAAAAACGAGGCGGCAUACAUAUCCCCUUGGCGCCUGGAGAGGGCACACAAUGGGUGCCUAGUCCGGAGAAGGCUGGACAGUUCUGGGAAGAUUGGUUCCGGCAAAUAAAAGCUUGGGGUGUCGGAUUCCUCAAGGCGGAUUACGACCAAAUUACGGGUCCUGGGUCAUCAGAGACUCAGCAAGCCAUGUGGUCUGGCAUGCUUUCCGCUGUGGAUAAGGUAUGGGGAGGGAUGGACAGGGUCAUCAUGUGCAUGGCGCAUAACGACCGGUUGUUAAAUGGUCCGGGAGGAUUGGACUUUGCUCGUCCACCUGGCAAUUUGGUAUUCCGCAAUUCAGACGAUUUCAAUCUUCAAUAUGAGUACGCUCACCCCGACUUCGUUCACUGGAACAUCCACAAUACAAUCCUUACAUCUCACUUGUCUCUGAUCCCCGACUUUGACAUGUUUGCCUCGAAUCCGCCCUCAACUUGGCCACUAUACCAUGCUCUGCUCCGGUGUCUUAGUCCAGGACCUAUGCUACUGUCAGAUACGCCAGACACACAGACCAACAUGAGUCUUAUCUCCCGGAUGAUGGCUGAGGAUGUAAGCGGGACCAGAAAAAUCGUCAAAGCGCCGAUGGCGGCGCAGGCUUUAGCUGGCAGAUGGCAUUGGGAUAAUCUCAGAGGUGAUCAUGACGGACCUGCGCUCAUGGCCGGAACAUCUUUCCCAGACGCAUGUGGGGCAAUGAUUGGAGCGUGGAACGGUCGUAAUCCUUCUUCAGGUGCAUGGGCAAAGGAUCAGUUGUCAAGACAGGAUGUGGGGGAUGCCUUAGACCUCGAAGGGGAUAUCGAGGGUGAAUAUGCCUUGUGGAGCAUGGGUUUUUCGAAAGAGAACAUCUGGAAAGUCGCUUUGGUGUCUUCGGAUGAGUGCAGGGGCCUGCCGCUUCUAUUGGAUCUUAGGCCCGGGGAAUGUGAGGCCGUUGUCAUUGCCCGGACUUGGGAGGUUGGCGGGGAGAAAGUAGCCGUGGUGGGUAUGCUCGAUAAAUUGAUUCCCUUGGCUGGUAUUCGUGUGACUAUUCAGGAAGACUUUUUGACGGUGGAAUGUCAAUUCGCGUCAGAGCCUCUAUCCGUCCUCGUGUUUGAAGAGGCGCCCAACUGGUCUCGUCUUUAUUCCAAGUUGCACUUCGACCUUCCUCGCUCGACCUUUGCUACAGAAUUGACUCGCUUGCGAGACGACUUAUGGCUGGUGACAGUCACCUCACCGGUUGACUUCGGUCCGAUCGAACCGGCCGUUCAACCUUAA
Molecule: messenger RNA, 2106 nt
Organism: Tremella mesenterica DSM 1558
Lineage: Eukaryota; Fungi; Basidiomycota; Tremellomycetes; Tremellales; Tremellaceae
Exons: 7
Coding region: 1-2106 (701 amino acids)
Source: RefSeq, a predicted model, not a curated record